Cryptomeria japonica (Japanese cedar) is the source of this 393-nucleotide messenger RNA. RefSeq names its product LOB domain-containing protein 1-like. Lineage: Eukaryota; Viridiplantae; Streptophyta; Pinopsida; Cupressales; Cupressaceae. The coding region runs from base 1 to 393 and encodes 130 amino acids. The record is from RefSeq and is a predicted model, not a curated record. The transcript has 2 exons.
AUGCAGCAAGCGCUGCAUUCCCCAGUCUGGGAACAGCAGCAUGCUGCGUGGGAUAUUGCGGCUGAGAAUAGAGAAGAUGCUGUAACAAGCCUGGUAUAUGAAGCGAGUGCGAGAGCGAACGAUCCAAUCUACGGUUGCACUGGCGCCAUCUGUCGAUUGGAGAAGGAAGUAUUGAACCUUCAAUCGCAACUGGCAACCGUUCAAGCAGAGCUCCUCAACACACAGGCUAAUCUUUCGCCUCUCCUCACCGGAUUUUGUAACUCCGUUGGAGAAGAAAAUGCAUUGGGUGUCGUACAUCAAAACGAUCCAUAUAGUGAAAAUGGAACAACAGUGGAUAACCUAAGGGUUUUGCAAGACGAUGAGGGUCCGUUUGGAUUAUGGGCGCCUCUGUGA